This is a messenger RNA of Galdieria sulphuraria, 2036 nucleotides long. Its product is annotated as zinc finger-like protein. Lineage: Eukaryota; Rhodophyta; Bangiophyceae; Galdieriales; Galdieriaceae. The coding region runs from base 15 to 1913 and encodes 632 amino acids. The transcript has 3 exons. The record is from RefSeq and is a predicted model, not a curated record.
AUUUGGUUUUGAGAAUGAACUCUUCAAGAAACUUUUCCUGGGAAGUUUGUGAGGGAACUGUUAUAAGCUCUGUUGACGGACGAAAAAAGGAUGUUUUACUAUCGAAUGACUGGAAAAAGAAGAAUACAACUUCUCAGACUGACUUUUCUAUGGAUGGUUUUCGAAUGACUCUAACUCGAGAUUUUCUUUAUGACUCAGUUAAGAAGGAGUUUCGUUGGCAUAAAACUUGGUGUUUGCCUCUAAUCCAGAUACAUAUGCCGACUUAUCAGCAACACGGUGGAAAAUUGUUGGUGAGAAUCCAUUGUGUGAUACCUGGAGGUUCACGUGGUCAGUUUGAAGACGUCGGUCUAAAAGGACAAACUUCGCAGCAACUGGUAAAUGGGGAGUGUACUUUUUCUAGACUGAGAUUCGUUUCUACUAGCAACUUACAUGGGGGUAAAAAGUUUCAUCUAAUAUUAUCCGUUUGGUGUGAGUCUGUAUGUCUUUUGGCAUACGUGUCAAGCGGCAUCUCAGUUUACUCAAGGAAGGAUGCGGAUAAAAAAAGAAAGAAAGCAAAAGAUGUUCUUGAAGAAAGAACGGUUGAUACAGCUUUUCGAGUGUUCUCUCCAAGUUUAUUUGACAGAGAUUUCGUUAAAAAAGUGAACGACCACAAGGGGCAUACCAUUUGUGAAAAGAUAGACAAUUCUUUAGUAGGUUUGGUUAACUAUUUUCAGGCUCCAAAUAUUCGUGCCAAAUGUCGACAUCCUGUGUUUUUGCUAUGCAAGUUCAACAAUGUGUUGUCACUGGCGAGAAACGUUAAUCUAUUUCCAGAAGAAACAAAAGAAAUGUUUUACUGCUUCUUAUCGGACUUGGGAAUAGGUAGUAAUAACUUUCAGGAUCAUUCACAAUAUAAGGAUACUCUUUCCACGACUUAUCCUCGUUGGUUCAUAAUUCUAAAAGAGAACAACUCACUGACAGAGGAAGCAAAGCGAAGAAUAUCUGAAAACAUGAAAUAUAUAGAAUGCAGAGUCAUUGGCUUUGUACAGUCUCCGUUAUUCCUUCCAGAGCACUAUCGUCCUGUUCAAAAUGUUGUUCUAUUAAGGCAAUUGUAUGAAAGAUGCUACUCGUCGUUUCUUUUAUCUUCGGAUACCAAUGUUGUGAAUGAUAUAGAGAUUCAGGAGAAGUGGGAUCCAGUUGAAAGUUCCCAAUGGGAAGAUAUUGUGAAUAACAUUGAAACAGUUUCUUAUUCUAGUCACGACUCUUGUAAUAUUUCCUUUGAAAGCUAUACAACUGAGACUUUGGCUGGUGAGAAUAUUUGUACAAACUGGACUCGAGAUUCAUUUAUUGAAACAAAGUCAUUUCUAGAACAUUAUUUUCGCAUUCACCACAAAAUUCGUCAACUUUUGUUUCAGUUAACUGAUGGAGCUACUCAGUGUAUGAGAGAACAGUCUCAGGAACUUGUGGAUAAGCUGAAAAUAGUGUAUCGAAGUUUUUUUCGGUUAUUAAGUGCACAUGCUCACGCAGAGGAUACAAUCAUAUUUCCUCAGUUGGCUAAAAAGAUUCCAGGAAUAACCGAAGCUUAUCACUUGGACCAUUUCAUGGAAGGACGUGAGUUAGCUUCACUUGGAGAUAUGAUCGAGAAUUUUGUUCCGGAAAUAGCGAACGAUGUUUUUCGUAAAGUUACCAGUUUCAGCGCAAGAUUUUUGCAGCACAUGGAAAAGGAAGAAGAGCAUCUCAUUCCAUAUUUGGUUCAUGUCUUUAGUGACCAUGAAAUUGCCAUUUUGAAGGAACGCGUGAUUUUAGAGACAAACAAUGUUUUAGUAGACAGUGAGAAAGGGGAGACAGAAUCGUUGAUUGAAGUUGCUUGGACAGCAGACACUUCCGAUUUAUCCACAUGCCGCUAUUUUGUUGAGGAUUCAGGUCCAAGCAAAUAGUUGUGAGGUAACAAAGAUAACGAGCAAGAACCACUCCAGUAUCCUGUUUAGUAUCCUGUCUUCAGAAAACUGAAUGGAAAUGUAUUCGAAAAGGUAGCGAACUGCAGCGAAAUCUUUUUAACA